CUCCAACUCCCAUCAUCCCUGAGCCCUGGCCUGGCUAGCGGGGGGUGAUGGGAGUUGUAGUCCAGCCACAUCUGGGGACCCCCAGCUGGAGAAAGGCUGGUCCAGAUGCUGGACUGAGGACCCCGCGGGUCCCCUUCCAGCUCCGCAAUGAAACGGAAAACUGCAGCCCAGACCUAAAUCGCAGAUCUGCAUCCCCCAGACUGAGGAGGAAGCCUCUCACUUUUCUUUCCGGAUUUGCUAGCACCUCUAGAUUGGACCAUCAGAACUUGGCAGAAAGCGAAAGGAUUCCUUCCAAUCUCUUGGAGGCUUCAUGAGAGCCCAGAUGGAUGAGCAAGACUCAGCUGGCCCUGAAGCAGGAGGAGGCCCUGCCCUCCAAACUGGGAGCAGUGGGAGAUUUGGGGGAAAUUCAGAGCAGAAGAUCCCAGGUGAGGAGGACACCCUCUGCUCAGAGGUGCAGAGCCAGCAGUUGAGACAGUUCUGCUCCCAGGAGGCCAAAGGACCCCGAGAGGCUUGCGGCCGACUCCACCACCUCAACUGUCGGUGGCUGAAGCCAGAAAGUCAUACGAAAGCUCAGGUGCUGGACCUGGUGAUCUUGGAGCAGUUCCUGGCUGUCCUUCCGCUGGAGAUGGAGAGCUGGGUGAGGGAAUGUGGAGCGGAGACCACUUCCCAGGCUGUAGCCCUGGCUGAAGGUUUCCUCCUGAGUCAGGCGGAGGAGAGGAAGCAAGCAGAGCAGCAGGGAAAGGAUCUCUUUGCGGAAAUGGGCCUGGAUUCCUGUGAGGCAGAAAAGACUCCGUUGGACGCCAGAGGGAGGCCACUGGGUGACAGAAGGAUGCCCCCCAGACCUCCUCAUCCAUCUUUUCAUGAUAAUGGAGGAGAAGCAGCAGCUGUGGAAACAGAUCUGGGUCCUCUGUGCUUUGAAGAUGUCGCUGUGUAUUUCACAGAGGAGGAGUGGGCGUUGCUGGAUCCUGACCAGAGAGCUCUGCAUAAGGAAGUCAUGGAGGAGAAUCGUAGGAUUGUGGACUCUCUCAGUGGUGAUGGAUUGGAAGUUGUGAACAAGGGAGACCAUGACAAAUUACACACAGUGGGGAAGUUGUAUGAAUAUUUGGAGUUUGGAGAGAGCAUCAAUCGCAGCUCCUAUUCCACUUCCUAUGAAAUAAAUCCCAUUGGAAAGAAUCACUAUCAGUGCUUGGAAUGUCAAAAGACUUUCAGUCGGAAGGAUAGUCUCACAGCCCAUCAAAGAAAGCACAGCGGGGGGAAACCCCAUCAAUGCUUGGAAUGUGGAAAAAGCUUCAGUCAGAGGGCUACACUCACUGCACAUCAAAGAAUUCAUACAGGCGAGAAACCAUAUCAGUGCUUGGAAUGCGGGAAGAGCUUCAGUCAAAGGACCCAUCUCACUCGCCAUCAAAGAAUUCAUACAGGGGAGAAACCAUAUCAGUGCCUCGAAUGUCGAAAGAGCUUCAGUCGGAGGUCCGAUCUCAUUUCCCAUCAGAAAAUUCACACAGGGGAGAAACCAUAUCAGUGCUUGGAAUGUGGAAAAAGCUUCUCUCAGAGGGCUAAGCUCACUUACCAUCACAGAAUUCAUACAGGGGAGAAACCAUAUCAGUGCUUGGAAUGCGGAAAGAGCUUCUGUCAGAGGUCCUAUCUCAUUUCCCAUCAGAAAAUUCACACAGGGGAGAAACCAUAUCAGUGCUUGGAAUGCGGAAAGAGCUACAAUCACAUCUCCAAACUUACUUGCCAUCAAAGAACUCACAGCGGGGAGAAACCGUAUCAGUGUUUGGAAUGUGGAAAGAGUUUUACCCAUAAGGAAAGUCUCACUUUCCAUCAAAGAAUUCAUACAGGGGAGAAACCAUAUCAGUGCUUGGAAUGCGGAAAGAGCUUCCAUAGGAGCUUCAAUCUCACUUCCCAUCUAAGAACACAUAGCGGGGAGAAACCCCAUCAGUGCUUGGAAUGUGGAAAGAGCUUCAGUGUGAGGGCUCACCUCAUGGCCCAUCAAGUAAUUCAUACAGGGGAGAAACCCUAUAAGUGCAUGGAAUGCGGAAAGAGCUAUGCCUGGAUGUUAAAUCUCACUUACCAUAAAAGAAUUCAUACAGGGGGGAAACCAUAUGAGUGCUUGGAAUGUGGUAAAGGCUUCAGUGAGAGGGCUAAGCUGGUAGCCCAUCGAAGUAUUCAUACAGGAGAGAAACCAUAUCAGUGCUUGGAAUGUGGGAAAAGCUUCAGUAGGAGAUCUAAUCUCACUUCCCAUCAAAGAAUUCAUACAGGGGAGAAACCCUAUAAGUGCAUGGAAUGUGGAAAGAGCUUCAGGCAGAAAGCUCAGCUCAUACCCCAUCAAAGAAUUCAUACAGGGGAGAAACCAUAUCAGUGCUUGGAAUGUGGAAAGAGCUUCAGACAGAGGGCCCAACUCACUUCCCAUCUAAGUGUUCAUGAGGGGAAGAAUCCACAUCAAUGCUUGGAAUGUGGAAAGAGCUUCAAUAGGAGGUCUCAUCUCACCUGCCAUCAAAGAACUCACAGCGGGGAGAAACCAUAUCAGUGCUUGGAAUGUGGAGAGAUUCAUCUGGAAGGUAAGUCUCACUUCCCAUCAGACAAUUCAUACAGGAGAGAAACCAUAUCAAUGCUUGGAAUGUGGAAAGAGAUUCAGUAGGAAAGGAAGUCUCCCUUCCCAUCAAAGAAUUCAUACAGGGGAGAAACCAUAUCAGUGCUUGGAAUGUGGAAAGAGCUUCUUUCAGAGGUCAAACCUCAAGGCCCAUCAGAGAAUUCAUGCAGGGGAGAACCCAUACAAUUGCGUGGAAAGUGGGAAGUGCUUUAGUAGGAAGGAACAUCUCACUUCCCAUCAAACAAUUCACCGUGAGGAGAGACCAUAUCAGUGCUUAGAAUGUGGAAAGAGCUUCAAAUGGAAGAAACUUCUCACUUUCCAUCAAGGAACUCACAGCAAGGAGAAUCAUAGUAUUUGAAGAUGGCCAUCACAUCUCUUAAUCUCCUCUUUUCUAGGCAAAACAUGCCCAACUCCCUCAAACUGUUUUGCGUCCAGUAUUUUCCUUUCUCUUCCCCGGCUCUGACCUUCAACAGGAAGGACUGGUGGUGAAGAGACCACCUGUGCCCCACAUCUCUUCAGCUUCCUCCCAGAGUCUCACAGUCCCUUGAUAUACAUUGUCCGUGUUAGUAUUAUUUGUACCCACAUGAAUCAGAAGGAAGGAGGAGGGGUCAGUUGGCUUUAAAAGACAUGGCAACUUCUCUGUCACAUUGUUAAUCUGCAUACCGUCUGGGACAUCCUCUUUUCUCCACACACUACUUCUUCUGCCCCCUCAGUAGGGAGUCACCUAUCACCACCACAUCUCCUCCUCUGGGGAGUGGCAGGAAUUGUUUGAUAUGCUGUACCUUCCAAAACCUCCUUGGAGCAUUCUGUGGUCUACAAGUGCUGUUUUUGAGUUCUUGUCUGUUGGAGUUGCCUAGUUCAUUUCCUUGGAAGAUAGCAAGUGGGUUAUCAGCAUACUCAUCCAUGAUCAGUAGCCGUGGAUCUGAAGGAGUUAGGUCAAGAAUGAAAAAGGACUCCUCUAAUAAUACCAAUACUAAUAAUACUAAUAAUGACAAUUUAUUAUUUUUCCCCAGCCACUCUGGGCAGCUUCCAACAAAAAGAGUAAAAAUACAUUAUAACAGCAAUCAUUAAAAACUUCCCUAAACAGGGAAGUCCAUCUCC
Messenger RNA from Podarcis raffonei (Aeolian wall lizard), 3691 nucleotides. Its product is annotated as zinc finger protein 883-like. The transcript is spliced from 6 exons. Gene Ontology annotation, cellular component: nucleus. NCBI's taxonomy places the organism in Eukaryota, Metazoa, Chordata, Lepidosauria, Squamata, Lacertidae. The record is from RefSeq and is a predicted model, not a curated record. Gene Ontology annotation, molecular function: RNA polymerase II transcription regulatory region sequence-specific DNA binding; DNA-binding transcription factor activity, RNA polymerase II-specific. Gene Ontology annotation, biological process: regulation of transcription by RNA polymerase II. The coding region runs from base 311 to 2638 and encodes 775 amino acids.